Molecule: messenger RNA, 1647 nt
Organism: Verticillium alfalfae VaMs.102
Lineage: Eukaryota; Fungi; Ascomycota; Sordariomycetes; Glomerellales; Plectosphaerellaceae
Product: bacterial alpha-L-rhamnosidase domain-containing protein
Exons: 1
Coding region: 1-1647 (548 amino acids)
Biological process (GO): carbohydrate metabolic process
Source: RefSeq, a predicted model, not a curated record
AUGGCCGACCCGCCUGUACCCGAGGACCAAAAGGUCGACAAGGUGUAUGCCAAAAUCUUCAACCCUGUAUUUGCGCAAAAGGCCGAAAACCUGCGGCCAGCCCUUCACACAUGGGACGUCAAGCCUGAAGAGGUCAUCACCUUCGGACCAGAUGAGGCAGCCUAUUUCAAGGUACGACCAGUUCACCGACUUUCGAUUGAAGAGCUCGCCAACAGGGCCUGGGGUAAGGGUGAAGAAUUCAUACUCGACUUUGGCUCCCACAAUGUCGGUUACGUCUCGUUUCACCUCGGCGCCGAAGGGCUUAAUAUUGACGCCCCGGCACGGCUGAGACUCACAUUUGGCGAGAUACCAUAUGACGUUACAGAGGAGCUUCACCCAUGCCGGUCAUGGAUCAGCACCAGCUGGCUCCCCGACGAGGUCAUCAAUGUCGAUUGGGUGCCGACAGAUGUGGCGAUACCGCGGCGCCAUGCCUUCCGUUACCUGCGUGUGCAAAUAUUCGACACCUCGCCCAAGUACAAGAUCAAGUUCAGCAGGAUCGUGACACGAUCAGAAAGCGCUGUACCGUCGGGCCAUCCCGUGGGGCCGUGCCUCGUCCCCGGGACCAACGAUGACGAUGCUAAGCUCCUGAGACGCAUCGACGCGGUGAGCCAGAACACGCUGCGCAGCUGCAUGCAGACAGUCUUUGAAGACGGGCCCCGGCGAGACAGACGGCUUUGGAGCGGUGAUCUUCGGUUGCAGGCGCUCACAAACUACUGCACGUUUGGGGACGGCGACCUCGUCAAGCGGUGCCUUUACAUGUUCGCGGCAGUGUCCCGUGAGGAUGGGUCGCUGCCAGCGUGUGUGUUCGAGAAACCAACGCUUUCGGCUGCUACAGACUACAUUAUCGAUUACGACGUGCUCUUUGGGUCAAUUGUUGAUGAUUAUUGCGAGGCAACGGGAGAUCUCGACACGGGACGCGAGCUGUGGCAGACGGUUCUCGGCAGCACAAAAGGCGGCACUGGCACAUAUCACGGAAGAGGGUAUCUUCUCGUGCGGUGCUUCGAGCGGGUGGAAGUUCCUCGACUGGCCAAGGAGCUCGACCGCGAUGCUGGCAUGCAUGGUCUCGUCAUCUUCGCGCUGAAAGGAUCAACCGUCUCGCGGGGUCGACUGGACGAGGCGGCGCCAUACGAAAAUACAGUGGCUCGUCUCGUGGCCGCUGCCGAGGGCGGGUUUUACGACAAAGAUAGGGGAGUGUUCGUCAGCGGGCCGCAGGCGCAGGUAUCCUGGGCAUCGCAGGCUUGGAUGGCACUUGCUGGGGUCAUGGACCCAGCGACGUGCAAGGCUGCGAUUUUAAAAGCCAUGGCAGACGCGACAGCAGUCAAGCCGAUGACGCCGUACCUGUACCACCACGUCGCCGAGGCGCUGAGCGUGGUGGGUGGCGAAGAGGAAUGUCUUGAGCUAAUUCGCGAGUACUGGGGUGGUAUGAUACGGGCAGGCGCCGACACCUUCUGGGAGUGUUUCGAUCCGGAGGAUAGUCGUAGCAGUCCAUAUGGCGACUGUCAUAACAACAGCUACUGCCAUGCGUGGAGCUGUACACCGAGCUAUCUAUUGAGGGUCAAGCUGAAGGGGUGGCUGGAGCAGCGGUCGGGUGUACAGCCAGAGACCUAG